Trichomycterus rosablanca is the source of this 767-nucleotide messenger RNA. RefSeq names its product protein DEPP. Gene Ontology annotation, biological process: regulation of autophagy. Bases 89 to 496 code for a protein of 135 amino acids. NCBI's taxonomy places the organism in Eukaryota, Metazoa, Chordata, Actinopteri, Siluriformes, Trichomycteridae. The record is from RefSeq and is a predicted model, not a curated record. Gene Ontology annotation, cellular component: mitochondrion. The transcript is spliced from 2 exons.
CGCAAAUCAGAAGCAAGCAAGAGCAAGCAGCAGCUAGCUGGAUAAAGCAGUAUCAGGACUACAUCAUCUCAAACAACAUUUAAAAGCAAUGAAGCCCAGAAGACUGCACCUAUCCAUAUCUCGUCUGCCCACAAUAACUGAGGCACAUGAGGAUGUUUCUCAGGCAGGAGGCUCCUCGCAGUCUCUGGAGGACUAUGUCGACUCUAUCAAAGAGCUGGCCCAGCCUACGUGUGGCCCUGUCAGGGUGGCACGGACCCCGAGGCCUCGUCUCUUUUCCAAACCCCUGGACAAACACUCGGGCAGCAGCUCCUCUUCACACUGUUCGUACAGGACCCAGCGCUCACGUACCACCGUGCUACGAAUGGAUGAACUCUCACACAGCGUCAGCAGCCACAGAGACCCACUGGACUGGCUUUUUGCACAAACACAGUUCCCUAUAAUUCAAGAUGAACUGAGCAUAACUGCCAGUGCUCCAGCUGCUCUGAGGUUACUGUAAUAAAUCUUCACCAAGGGAUGAUACAUUAAAGGACAUUUAGACCUGGACUUAAUAAUAAUCUAAUUUAUUUGUGUAUUUAAGUUCCCACUUGGACCAAUUUUUACUUUAUUUUUCUAAUAAAAUCAGACCAUUUAAAAAACUUUAGUUAUUUAUUGAGUCCUGGAUGUAAUUCUGUAAAAUUAAGCUUUAGUAAGUUCAGACAAACAUUGUUUCAUGUAAACUGAACAAAACAGAUCUAACCCCUGUUGUGUAAAAUGCUGGCAACUUGUUU